UAAGUGAUUACACUAGUACAUCUCUUUAUAUCAUAUAAUAUGUGUAACAGAGACAGCGGAGAAAAAAAAACACCUGCGCCUUGCCGCCUUCUCUCACUUCGACUGGACAGAUCCUUCAAAGGCAGAGAGAGGAGCUGAGGCAACCAACUAAGAGUUAGAUAUCCUUAAUGCAUGCAUGGAUCCGAGUAUUAAACAGCACUUAACAGAAGCAGUUGAACAGAAAAAUGGUGAAUAUGCACUUAUUAGAGAUGCGGAAAUCCCGCAGCUGAGCAUUUAUGAUAAACCUCUUCCUUGCUUUGGCUGUGGGAUAGGGUGGUUUUCUCUUCUGCUUGGAUUUGUUUUCCCAUUGAUGUGGUAUUAUGCCACCAUUCUCUACUUUGGAAACUACUACCGCAAAGACCCAAGAGAAAGAGCUGGACUUGCUGCCUCUGCAAUAGCUGCAUUGAUAUGUACAAUUGCUUUGAUAAUCACAAUAGCUAUUCUCGUCUUCUAGUUCGUCCUACUGCAGUCUGUAUCUUUAGUACUGCUUAAGGAGCUUCCUCGAACAAAAGGUGAGACAAGAAUACAUGCAGUUGUCCAUCUGCAACAGAAGGAAAGAAGCAAGAAGGUAUUAUACCUCAGAAUCAUUGAAGGUUCAGUUAUCUGCAUUGUAGACCCCGUUAGUGAUGAACAUAACACAGAAUCUAUAUUACAGCUUUGUAAUAUCCAUGUCGUAGAGGAAUUGUAUGUACUGGUAACACAAGCACGACGUAAUUACUGAUAUAUCUCUUGAGACAUUGAAACUUUCAGUUUUCAUUUUGAAAACAGAGGAAAAUUCAUGCUUCA
Messenger RNA from Gossypium arboreum, 825 nucleotides. RefSeq names its product 60S ribosomal protein L18a-like protein. The record is from RefSeq and is a predicted model, not a curated record. Lineage: Eukaryota; Viridiplantae; Streptophyta; Magnoliopsida; Malvales; Malvaceae. The transcript has 5 exons. Bases 176 to 493 code for a protein of 105 amino acids.